CGGGGGCGGCUGGUCUCUCAGCUUAGUCUGGAGGCAGGCUGAAAUCCUUUCCCCUGCGAGCUGUGCUCCGUGGCUCCCUGUGCCUGCCUCUUGGUGCCCCCACGGUGACUGCCGAGCCGAGCUUUCUUACCACGGACCUAGCCCGAGUAGCGAGUCGGCUCGCGGGUAGGUGCUUAACUAACCCCCAGUUGAGUGCUGCUCGGUCCCUCUUCAAACAGCCGCCGCCCUCUCGGGUCCUUCUUUCCAGAACGCCUUCUGCAGGCGUAGGAAGUAAAACGCGUCUUUCUUUCCUGUCGGUUGUAGGAGUGAUGUGGGGACCACCUGUUCGGCGUGACGGAGGAGGAGUGAAACAUCUGAUAACGGGACGAAACAAAACACCUGGUAAAUGGAAGCCAUGAAGAUGUCAAAACGCUUCUUUGCUUUUGGGAUUUUGGCAUGCAUAGCUAUUUAUGUUGCAUACAUAAAAUGGCACUUGGACUCCAAACCAGUCUUAGGAGCAACAGAAGAGAGUGCUGAAAGCAGCAAAGACAGACGGAACCAUCCGGCGGUGACAGCAGAUCUCUCCGUCUUUUAUGGGAUUAUGUUUGAUGCAGGAAGCACCGGAACUCGCGUACAUAUUUUUAAAUUUACACAGCAGCCAAAAGAGACUCCCAAGUUAACCCAUGAGACGUUUAAAGCACUGAAGCCAGGUCUGUCUGCAUAUGCCGAUGAUGUCGAAAAGAGUGGUCAGGGAAUAAAAGAGCUCCUGGAAGUGGCAAAGAAUGAAGUUCCCACGGAGCUGUGGAAGUUCACUCCUCUGGUCCUAAAAGCAACGGCUGGCCUACGGUUGCUGCCAGGAGAGAAGGCUCAGAAGUUGCUGGAUAAGGUGAAGGAGAUUUUUCAGGCUUCCCCCUUCUUCGUGAGGGACAACUGUGUGUCCAUAAUGAAUGGAACUGAUGAAGGUAUUUCAGCCUGGAUCACAAUAAAUUUUUUAACAGGUAGCUUAAAUGAUCCACAGAAGAGAAGCGUAGGAAUGCUGGAUUUGGGCGGUGGAUCAACGCAGAUCACCUUCCUUCCACGCACUGAGGCAGCUCUGCAGACAUCGCCAGCUGGCCAUACGACUUCAUUUCAGAUGUUCAACAAUACCUAUAAGCUGUAUGCAUACAGUUACCUGGGACUCGGGCUGAUGUCAGCAAGGCUCGCGAUUUUAGGAGGAGUUGAGGGAAAACCCUUAGGGGAAGGUGAGGAGCUGAUCAGCCCUUGUUUAUCACCUGGUUUCAAAUCUGAGUGGGAACAUGCUGAGAUAGUGUACAAAAUUAAAGGACAGAAGGCAGGUGAACCUCUGUAUGAGUCUUGUUCUAACAAAGUGGCGAAGAUGCUCUACAAAAAAGUGCAUAAAAUCGAGGAAGUGAAGAAUUUGGAUUUUUAUGCUUUCUCCUAUUACUAUGACUGUGCGGCAGAGGUUGGUCUCAUAGAUAAAGAAAAGGGAGGAAGCCUUACCGUCAGUGACUUUGAAAUUGCAGCUAAAUAUGUAUGUAAGACCAUGGAAAUCGACCCAGGAAGCAGCCCUUUUCUCUGCAUGGACCUCACGUACAUCACCUGGCUCCUGCAAGAACUAGGCUUUGCGAAGAGCCAAGUCUUAAAGCUCGCCCAGAAAAUUGACAACGUCGAAACGAGCUGGGCUCUGGGAGCCACUUUUCAUUACAUCGACUCACUCAACAGCCUGCAGUAUUAAAGCCCCUUGAAGGUGACUUUUGAGAAUCUCAGCUUUCGGAAGACCAACACAGGAGGAUCUGGUAAAGGGCCUGCUUUUGGCUUCCUGAGUUCUUUGGGAGGUUUUUGUACACUAGGACCCUUUCCUUCCCUCCGCCCCGCCAAGCCUCCUUCAUCACUAGCUCUUUUUUACAGUGCGGAGUGCGGGAUCUGAAGAAUAAGCCUUGAUUUUACAGCAUCUGCAGUCGACUUGGUGUAAGCCCAGAUCGUCUUUGAAGGAAAACCAGGACUCUCUGCAGGACAUCUAUGAUCUCUAUGAGAAAAAACACACUUUUGUGGAAUGCGCCUGUACUAUUUGCUUGUGAUGUGCUGAAGUCGGUGUAGGAAAUGGUCGCUCCGGAGAGAGCCCUUCACUGUCCUGA
Messenger RNA from Struthio camelus australis, 2114 nucleotides. Lineage: Eukaryota; Metazoa; Chordata; Aves; Struthioniformes; Struthionidae. The record is from RefSeq and is a predicted model, not a curated record.